CGAUGUCUCCUCUGCGCAGGCGCACUGUGCGGACAUGCGAGCAGCGGCGUGAUGUGGUUUCUCCGUCCCAGAUAACCCGAAAAAAACCCUCAAAAUAACCCGAAAAACCUUCAAAAUGACGGACUACGCCGAAGAGCAGAGGAACGAGCUGGAGGCCAUUGAGUCCAUCUACCCGGACUCCUUUACAGUUCUUUCAGACAACCCCACAAGUUUCACCAUCACGGUCACAUCAGACGCUGGAGAGAAUGGAGAAACCGUCGAAACCACGUUAAAGUUCACGUAUGUGGAGAGUUAUCCCGACGAGGCUCCGCUUUGGGAAAUCCAGUCCCAGGAAAACCUGGAGGACGGAGACGUGGAGGAGAUACUGACACUACUGCAGCAGCAGGCAGAAGAGAACUUGGGCAUGGUCAUGAUUUUCACUUUGGUCACGGCCGUUCAGGAGAAACUCAACGAGAUCGUGGACGCCAUAAAAACCAGAAGAGAAGAAGAGAAGCUACAGAAAGAGAAGGAAGCAGAGGAAGCGGAGAAGAAAGCCUUCCAAGGCACAGUCGUCACAAUAGAAAACUUUUUGGCCUGGAAAGCCAAGUUUGAGAUGGAGAUGACAGAAAUCCGGAAGAAAAGGCAGAAAGAGGAGGAGCAGUCGGGGAAGAACAAACUCACAGGAAAACAACUAUUUGAGACAGACCACAAUCUCGACACUUCAGACAUCCAGUUUCUUGAAGAUGCUGGAAACAACGUGGAAGUGGACGAGUCUUUGUUCCAGGACAUGGAGGACUUGGAUUUGGAAGAUGAUCCAGACUUUGACCCUUUGGAGAUGGGCAGUGAUGAAGACUGAAGGACCUCAGAGCGGAGGACCUCGGACCGGAGGGUCUGGGACCAGGGGGCCUCAGACCGGAGGACCUCAGACUAGAGGACUCUUCUCAAUCCAGUCCAAUGCAAAAACUCAUUUAUUUUCUAAAGACUCUGCAGCUCGUGGAAAAACCUGCCUAACAACAUAAUCAUGUUUAUUACAUUUUUAUUUCAUCAAAUGGCUGAGCAAUUAAAUUUAACAAAUACAGUAAAA
Messenger RNA from Periophthalmus magnuspinnatus, 1063 nucleotides. RefSeq names its product RWD domain containing 1 (gene rwdd1). Gene Ontology annotation, molecular function: protein binding. The coding region runs from base 116 to 835 and encodes 239 amino acids. Gene Ontology annotation, biological process: cytoplasmic translation. The record is from RefSeq and is a predicted model, not a curated record. Lineage: Eukaryota; Metazoa; Chordata; Actinopteri; Gobiiformes; Gobiidae. The transcript is spliced from 7 exons.